AUGGAGCCCCUCUAUCAGUCCGGGUCCAUUCUGAUGAAGGUGAACACCUUACACGGGAAGAAGAUGGUGGAGAGCGGCCUCCAGUCUGGGGAUUUCUCUCUGCCCGCGUCUUGGUCCUCCAGCCUCCUGCCGCCGGCCGACCUCGAGCUCCUGCAGCAGAAGGUGGCCGGGAUGCAGCGCGAGCUGGAGGACUUCAAGAAGGAGGCACUCAGGGCCAUCCACUGCCUGGAAGACGCCUUCUGCGAGAUGAACGGGGCCCUGGUGCAGCAGGGGGAGCAGGCGGCCCGCGUGAAGCAGCGGCUGCGGGAGGAGGAGGACCGGGGCGUCGUGCGGAACAAGGUCCUCACCUUCCUGCUGCCCCGGGAGAAGCAGCUCCGGGAGCACUGCAAGCGGCUCGAGUUCCUGCUGCUGGGCCGGGGCCGCCACCCGCAGAGCAUCCCCGGGAAGAUGCAGGCCAACUGA
Rangifer tarandus platyrhynchus (Svalbard reindeer) is the source of this 462-nucleotide messenger RNA. The record is from the annotation of a GenBank genome assembly. Lineage: Eukaryota; Metazoa; Chordata; Mammalia; Artiodactyla; Cervidae.